Molecule: messenger RNA, 186 nt
Organism: Sodiomyces alkalinus F11
Lineage: Eukaryota; Fungi; Ascomycota; Sordariomycetes; Glomerellales; Plectosphaerellaceae
Exons: 4
Coding region: 1-186 (61 amino acids)
Source: RefSeq, a predicted model, not a curated record
AUGGUCGCCCACGUUAUUCUCAGCGUGGCAGAUGAUCAUAGCCACACCCAUGGUAGCAGCCAGGCCGCUAUUCAGAACAUUGCGAUCCGGGUGAUGACCGGUGGGCAGAAACGGAAACUCUCGAUGCCGUUCAUCUUCAUCAUUUCUAUGGAGGACUUGAUGCAUCCAUCGGUCAUGUUUGAGUGA